Molecule: messenger RNA, 1461 nt
Organism: Suillus subalutaceus
Lineage: Eukaryota; Fungi; Basidiomycota; Agaricomycetes; Boletales; Suillaceae
Product: short-chain dehydrogenase
Exons: 6
Coding region: 264-1289 (341 amino acids)
Source: RefSeq, a predicted model, not a curated record
UGAUCAUGACGGUGCAGCGCGGCCACAGUGCCGCUCAUCAAUAUUCUGACAUACUGAAUCAAUCAGGUUUUGCCGUGGCUGAUGUGUUUCUACGGCACGAUUAUAGCACGGGAACUGGAGCUCAUCAUUCUGAUGUUUUGCCGCACAUGAUGUGUUUCUACGGCAAGAGCAUCAAGUUGAAUGCCCUCUACUAGUAUCCCAUACAUAAAACGCGGGGCUCGUUAGAAAUCUUACAUUCCCACUUCAAGGCCCACGCUUUCACCAUGGGCAAAUUCAUCGUAUCAGAAUUCCUUUGCGAACAGCGCCAAGAGCUUCCCGUAGCCUCUGCGGAUAUCAGUGAAAAGUCAAUCCUCGUAGUAGGGGCGAAUGUGGGCCUGGGCUUUGAGGCGUCUGUGCACUUGGCCCAACUUCGGCCCAAGCACUUACUCGUCACCGCCAGAGAUGUCGCAAAGUGCCAGCAAACAAUAAUAGAUAUCCAACAGCGAGCAAGCAUCAGUGCGAUCGAUGCACAACCCUUAGAGCUCGGCUCAUUCAAGUCGGUAGUCCAAUUCGUGAACCAAUUUGAAGAGGAUGGCUUUCAGGUAAACGCCCUAAUUGCUAAUGCUGGGAUGCAAACUACGCGAUACUCAAAGACUGUGGAUGGCUGGGAGACGACGCUUCAAGUGAAUUACUUAUCAACAGCGUUAUUGAGCAUCCUCAUGCUACCUCAUCUCAUUGAGACCUCGACACCUCAGUCUGCAUCGAGACUUGUCAUUGUUUCAAGCGAGCUCCAUUACCUCGCGAACAAACUUUCAGGAGCUGGCCGAUGGCCGAGCAUUCUGGAGAAACUUGAUGACUUAGACUACUGCACCUCCUCGGUAAUGAGCGAUAGGUACAACCUCUCAAAACUGCUAGAAGUGAUGUUUGUACGUGAACUCAGCUCCCGACUACCUGCAUCAACACCUGUAGCAGUCUCAGCUGUAAAUCCUGGGUUUUGUCAUUCCCGCUUAACCCGUUCUACCGAAACAAAUCCCUUCAUGAGAUUGGGUGUCGCAACCAUGAAGACCUUGCUCGCUCGUACCACGGAAAUGGGGAGCCGAACGCUUGUCCACCCUGCCGUUGAACCGGGUGAGAUAGGGCGACAUGGUCGUUAUCUGUCUUGCUGUGAGCCGAAGGAGGAGAGCGAUUAUGUGCUCAGUACGGAAGGAAGAGAGGUUUCUAGACGCGUGUGGUUGGAAACGAUUGACGUCUUAAACAAAGUCGAUUCCAGGGUUCAGCGUAUCGUUGAUGAGCACCUGCGAGCACGUUGACGACCUAGUAUUGAUCAAUGGCGCUAUGCAUCGAUACUGAGCAAAUAUUAGGUUGUGUACCACGUUCGUUUAUAUUGACAAUCUCAGGUUGUGAGGCUUUGUAUUACUCAAUGCUGUGUUCUUCCAAAGCAGAGCAUAUCCACAUUCCCUAAUAAGCGUUCAGGAGCCGAAG